AUGCUCUGUGAUAUCAUUUACAAUUUUGCGAGUAUCCUGCUUUUUGCGACUGUGAUCUCCGCCGUCAAUCGCGGGACUGACGAUCGAUUGUUAUAUGAUUACGGGGUCUCCACAACGACGCGAAGACCAGUUACUCCAAAGGUGGAUCCUUUCGAAGCCGAUGACUUAGCUCGACAAGAACUCGACGCAAUUUAUGGACCAACCGGAAAUUAUGGAAGAGAAAGGAGACCAUUUCCGGGAAACAUGGCUUCACAAAGAGACCAGAUACCAUUCGAUUCAGGCCACGCAUCAGUCAGCAGGGACCGAAAUCCGUCCGAAGACGGAAGAUCGUUCCAAGGCGGUGAUGAGAACCUAAACGAACAGAAGCCUGCUGUGAUGAACCAAACCGUCUUAAGCCGAGAUCGUCGUCCAUUUGAAGAAGACAAGUUUAAUCGUCGACCUUAUGAAAUAGACAGGGAUCGCAGACCUUAUGAUAUCGACAGGGAUCGCAGACCUUAUGAACGUGAUCGCAACAUAGGCCCGGACUUGUCUUAUGGUCGCGAUAACCGCUACAAUCCGGGUUACGGAUCGGGUUUGUUCGGAAGCAACAGGAAUUAUCCCACUUCGCUUCGUGGGAGUUGGAAUGAAUUUAACGUGGACCCGAACAGGCCUUAUGACUCCAGAACUAGGAACACGUUUAGACAAGGUGCGACUAGAUACCGUGCUGGAAGAGUGCGGGAAAACGACUUGGGAUGUCCGACUUGUGUUCAGUGUGGUCCAAUCUCGGAUUGGCGUUCCGAUUUGCAGGGAUUAUGCAGAGAAAGCCAUGCUCAUGGGCUGGAUCAGAGCGUGACUGUGAAAACUGGUUACGGCACCAUCGAACCUCCUCGUCCACACAAAGGCUGGCAAUUAUGGCAGGCGACGGAUUUCGGACCAGCUUGUCCCCAGCCAGCCAGACACGUUGGUGGGGCACAAAACGUGUGGGAAAUGGAUGAAGAUUGCUUGUAUCUGAACGUUUACACGCCUUCUGUUUCUGGGGCAGUUGUGAACAAGUAUCCGGUGAUUGUGUAUAUUCACGGUGGACAGUUUGAACACGGAGCAUCGAACCAGUUCCCACCUCAUGCUUUGGUGGCCUGGCAUGAAGUCGUUGUUGUGACUUUCAACUACAGACUCGGGGCUUUGGGUUUCCUGAGUACCGGAGAUGAACAUUCACCAGGAAACUAUGGGAUGCUGGACCAGGCUUUGGCCAUUCGUUGGGUCUAUGAAAAUGCGCAUGUGUUCAAUGGAGACCCGAGGAGAAUCACGUUAUGGGGUGUGGGUGCUGGUGCAGCUGCAGCAGGGUUGCACGUGCUGACCCCGAGGACCAAGGACAAGGUCUUUGGGGUGUUUGCCCAGAGUGGGUCUGCCUUGGCUGAUUGGGCUGCCAUCAAGCUACCAGAACAAGCAAGAAACACCAGUCGAGUUUAUGCCGCAAGGAUUGCUUGUCCAAACGACAAUGCUUUCAAAUUGGUCGAUUGUUUGAAGAAGGGAAGGAGUUUCAAUGAACUGGCAAACCAGGAAAUUGAACCUGACCUGGGAUUGUUUACUUGGGCUCCAGUGGUGGACAAGAAGAUCAAGAAGCCCAACUGGCACACGGAUCAACCCCCUGAAGACUGGUCAUUUCUGCCUGAUGAGCCAGAGAUUUUGCUAGACAGAAGAGAACACAGGCUUGCUCAGUACAUGACUGGGUUGACCAGAGAUGAAGCUUCUCACAUGCUUUUUGAGAACAAGACACUGGCGCCAUCUUUUGAGGUUGGACAACAGUUCAUGGAUGAGCAGAUCAGGAAGUAUGUUCACAAGUACAAUUUUACUCUGAAUCCUGGAGGAGUUUUUGAUGCCAUACAGUCCCAGUACACCUUUUGGCCUGAUCCUACAAACACAACUAUGAUCAGGGAAGAGUACAUCAAUUCUGAAGGGAACACCUCUGUUCACGGAGUACCAAUUGAUUCUUUGUUUCUGGCUGGGGCUCCUUUCAUGGACAAAGAAUUUUUUCCUGAGUCCAUGAGAGUAGACAAGAGAGCUUGGACAGAAGGUGACAGGAAUAUGAGUGAAUUCUUCAUGAAAGCUGUGGCAAAUUUUGCUCAUCAUGGGAAACCAACUCCUGAACAGAUUUUGAACAUCAACUGGGAGAAAGCACUUCUUGGAGAUUUGAGGUACCUGAAUGUGAACAAUACAUUCAACACCUCUAUGCUGACAAAUUAUAGACAGCAAUACUUUGGAUUCUGGACAAACUUGUACUGGUGGGAACCAACUGGACCAAUUCAAAUUGCCUUCUGGGGAGCCUCAGGAGCUGCCAUUUUGUUUAUGAUCAUCGUAGGAGUCUGUUGCUGCUUGUGGUGUUCAUCCAGAAGAGCCUUGACAAAAAUGCGCAGGGAAUUUGACGACUCAGUCCUCUAUCCGUGUGUGGAAGAGAACUACAAUGCAUUUGCCACUCCUUCUUCAAUACCUGCAACCCCUCUUCCACCCCCGUCGUCUACCCUGGCACUGAUCCCCGACAGCAAGGAAGAUCUUUCUUCCAGUCAAGCCGUCAUCAUGAACCCAGGGAAGUAUGCCAAGAACCAACAGGCUGUUGGGUACACCAAGCGCAGUGUUGCCAAUGGCAAGGAGAGGCCCAGGUCUGCAGUUGGGAUGGGCAAUGGUAGCAACAGCAGCAGCAGACCUGAUGUGUAUUCUCAGUACAACACACAUCUGAGUAAAUCAAGUGAUGAGCUGGCCUCAGGAUACCAUGAGAAACCCAUGCCAGUCAGCAAAAGUUCUGAUCGGUUGGUUGAAUAUGACUCCUCAAGGCGUCCAUAUCCUCCUCAACAGCAGCAGCAGCAUAAUCAUCACCAUCAACAGCCUCAACAACAACAAGCAAGACCCCAGACAGUGAAACCAGUUCCACCAGUGGUUGCCAGAAAACAGCAGCGCAUGGAUGAGCCUGAUUUCAGAAGUGCUCCACCUUCUGCAACAUCCACACUUCUAAGCCGGAGUAAUUAUGAUGCAGACACAUUGCCUAUGUCCAGGAGAUCCUAUGUUGUGGAUGAUGGAGUGGCAUCUGGCAUAGGAGUGCCAGUGCUGCCAUCUGUGGCUCAGAGAUACACUGGCAGCAGCAAACAUGGUGACACUUCCGCAUCAUCCUUGUUGUCUACAAAUUCAUCCUCCAAGCCAUACUUGGAAAGCACUUGCUGAGUGCUGGGAUACCAUGAAUAUAUAUUUUUGGCAUCCCAUUAUGAGGCAAAGUCUGAAAAGUUCUCAGAAACCAACUGCGGAAAUGGCCAUGAUUUUGAGGAAGUUUUAUGAUUCCUCAUUCAAGAUGAUUUAUUUGACAGAUGGUUACAUUCUACCUCUGAAUUAUUUUGCCAAGAAUGUGCCUUCUGGGUUGUUUCUGAGUACUCUUCAGAUUUUACAGAUAUUUUUUUGUAUCAGGGCUGCUGGGGGACUUGAUGCUGAACAAGGAAGAGAGAAGCAACAAACAAAGGUUUUAAAAUUGUCUCUGUUUGUCAAAAUUGAGCCAUGUAACAAAGCUGCCUUCUCCCAGCAGCCCCUUUGCUCAGGAUUGGACGUAGUAUGUUAGCAGGCAUUGUGUGUCAAAAUUUGCUUAUGUUCAGCCAUGCUUCAGCCGCCCUUGGAGCUGCUCCCAAGGGCAUUUCGUUUUUUUUAUACAUUUGGUAGUGGCAGGUGUGUUUCUAGUUUAAUGAUCUCUUUCUGGCAAGUGCCACAUAUUGAAAAGCACUCCGUCUGUUGUUUAUUGUAAUAUUUCGCUCGUAUCUGUUGCAUUCAUUGUUCAGGAAAUCAGUACAAUGGGGGAAAUCAUAGCACAUUCCUAGUGGAUUGUAUGGAGCUUGAAAGCGUGCUUUUUUUUGGUACAUUUUAUUCUCUCAAGAGCGCAUUUUAUUGUUAUUGGGAUGUGAAGUUAUUUCGUUGCGGAUUGAUGUCAGCUCGUGUGAAGCCAAGGUUGUCAGCUCUUGUGUAACUGGAUUCCACCCCUGGUUCUUUUUUUUUUGUUGCUCUUGUUUUUGAAUCCCAGGAAUUGAUCGUCUAUUUUGCAGCAUACAUUAAAAAGAGUUUUACGCGGAA
This is a messenger RNA of Notodromas monacha, 4077 nucleotides long. The record is from the annotation of a GenBank genome assembly. Lineage: Eukaryota; Metazoa; Arthropoda; Ostracoda; Podocopida; Cyprididae.